GAGUGGUUCUGAAUGACCUUUGCAGGUUGCACAAACAGGAUGGGGAAGUGAAAAAUUUCUGCAAUGUCCAAAUGCAAAAUUAAUUUGAUGUUUUACUAUUUUCUGCACAGCAGCUCUCCUAAAGUCAUUUACCCCCAGAUUUUUACUCCUUUUUAAGGGCCUUUGGUAAUAAAUACACUGUAGUUGUACUUAUUAAAUAACCCUCAGUAUUCACAAGCAAUAAGAAAGCCAAGUAGAGCUGUCUUUUCCAGGCAGCAGGGCUGAACUCGGUUUGGGGUCUGUACAUGAGCUACCACGUCAAGCUCACUGAAAGCCCCAAACAAAUGCAAGCAAUAAUUUCAAACACAGGUUUUAGAUGUUAAAACCCUCCAGGUAGUGUUUUCUGCAACAUGAUCCAAAGUCCCAAAAGCCACGGUAGCUAUUUUAAAUCCUUUUGAGACAUUUGCAAAGUAAGAAAGAAGGUGGCAGGCUAGAUGAAAAAUGGGCUGCAAAAUUUCUGAUACCUUGGACUAUUACUGCGGUAUUCUCUCACUCCAAGAUGCUAACAGCCUAAAUCACUUUGUCCAGCCUUGUCAGUUGAUUCAAGACUAAUAUUGAAUUAGUAAGUCACAAGUGUGGAUGCUGUGGGUUUCACAUCUGUUUUCUGCUAAUCAGAAGUAACUUUUAAUUGCCUGGGUUCUGCUUCUUGUUUGAAUCCAAUUAGAGUUGUCUGAUGCACAGAUCUGGGGGUGGGACAGGUGCCAAGAGCCUGUUUCAGUCCCUCAGUCCCAUUACCUGACCCUUCCUCCACACUCCUUCUCCACCUGGUGCAAGCUCCUUGAGGACAUGAAAACAGAGAAAUCCUGCAAUCUCCCAGUCUGACAACAGUUGUGUGAACCAUUAACCCUGUUGGAGUCGUCUUGGACCCCAACUAACUUUAUCACAUUUGCUGCUACAUUCAUAAAAUGAACUUUUUGGCUGUAUUUAUUAGCAAAAUUUAAUCUAGUUUACAGUUUGUUUUCUUUUGAGUAGUUUUUGCCCACAGAUGGAUUAGAGGUGUUGGGGUGUUUGGGUUGUGGUUGUUUUUGUGUUGGUUUUUUUUAGUGGGUUGUUGUGGUUUUUGUUUGUUUUUGUUGUUGUUUCUGAGUGAAUUGUUAAAGGCACAGUAGUCCCUCUCCUAUUUUUGUUCUGGAGGUUGAGGGUUUUUUGUUUGUUUUUUUUUGUUUUGUUAUUUUUGUUGCUGUUGUUGUUGUUGGUUUGGUUUUUUUUUUGCAGAUGGCGUUGCAGGAAAGCCUGCUGUUAGGCCAAGCCGUGGAAAGAUUCCUCCCACACCUAACUUCCAUCUUUUGCUGAACUGGGGGGAAAUCACUAAAGGGACACUGGCUUUUUCUUUCAUAAAAUGAUGCAGAAAGUUAAAGCAGUAGGUAAAUGACUGAUUAAUUAACACUUUAUGCAAUUUUAAUUUUGAAAAAAAUUUAAGUUGGUAGCUUUUUUGAUUGGCCCAAGCUCUGGUGAAAUGGCUGUUACCCUCCAUGACUUACUUGAUUCAGGCCUUUGUCCUUUGUUUAAGUGCCUUUUUUUAUUUUAUUUUCCUACCCUCUUUAAACUGUUCUCAGAGAUCCUGAAGUGCUAGAAGGCAUUUUGGAGGAAAAUCUUAAGCUUGCCAAGAUGGCUUUAUGCUGUUAUACUAUUUUUCCCUUUUGUAAAAAAAAAAAAAAGAAAAAAGAAAAAGAAAAAAAAAGAAAAAAAAAAAAAGAAAGAAAAAAGUGUGUAAUGUAUGUGACUCGUAGCUGCUGUACCAUGGCGUUGGUUCUGUAUGUUUGUCCUUUCUUUUCUCUCACACCUGCACACAUUCACACACUGCAGUUUUCCUUAGGCUCCUGUAACGCAUAGUACGCCAUUCUGCUGUCUCUGUUAAUGUUUGCAUACGAAGAAUGAACGCUUGGGCAAAGGUGGCAGUAUGGUAAAGGGGGGUGUGUGUGAGUGUGUAAACGUGUGUGAGAGAAAGGAAGAAGUGGCUAAUGGGAAUAGAACUACUUGCAUUUUUCUCUGAAGGUUUUAAGUUUGGGUCUUAAUUAGUUCACAAAUACAACAGACAACUUUAAAUACUGGACCACUUCACACUAUUACUGAAUUUGAAACAAAUGUGUGGCUAACAUAACUGUAAGGAGUGGGGAAAGAAGAUGAAAAUAGCUUUCAACAAGUUUGAGUGGAGAUGAAUCACAAGGAAUCCUGUGUACAGCUUGUCAUGUCUUUUGACACUUGUUUGUGCAAGGAUUCUUACAUUUACUAAAAUUGUCCCUUCCUACCAUGUGUUAUGUGUAAGAAGGAACUCGUUACAACCUGCAAGAGUACAACUACUCUGAAGUUUAACUUCACUGUACUUUGCAAGCUGCCUAAGUCAUUCACAUCAAGUACUUGUCUUGUAAUUUUUCUUGCUGAGAUUUCAUUUGUUCUCUUAAAAUAACAAACAGUAAGAUCAUGUAUUGUUAGGUGCAGAACACUAAAAACAGUGUCUGCUUAUUUCCUUGUCUCUGACAAAAUUAGCAAUCUAUAGUAGAACUUCUAGUAAUUUUAAUAAUUCUGUGCUGAGGAUACAUGUAACUUACUAUUGUUGCAAUCAUGUGUACCUGAAAUUAGCAAUUCAUCUGUUGAUCAAAUGCUAAACUUACACAAGCAUCACUAGACUGCUAGUUCUGUGAUGUGUUUCCACUGGGGAAGAUACAGUUUUGAGUUGCAGUAUGAAAAAGGUCUGUUUACCUUCUCUUUUCAGAAACCAGAGUGAGAAUGGCUAGCGAAUUCCUUCAUACUGAUGUUGACAGUCCAUCUAGAGAGCUAAAAGUAGGAUAUCAAAUACAACAUGUUCCUGUGGCAGCCUAACCGCUGUAUUGCGUUUAAGUGAACCUGCUUAAACUAGGCCAUAGUUUUUUGUUUCUUUUCUUGUUGUUGUGGUUUUGUUUUUGUUUUUGUUUUUUUUUAAAUAAUCUUUACCAAUCUAAUGGUGCCAGUCAGAAAGAAUGCUAUUGCUGGUAGCUUGUUCAGAUGGAGUUAGAGUGCUUCCUUAUCUGCCUUAUGUAAGCUGCUGAGAGCGACUUCAGUAGUUGGCCACAUCCACCUAUGGCAGUGAAUUGCUCCUACUUGUCUCUUCUGCUAUUAGUUCCUUUCAGGCAUGUCUGCUCUUCAUCCUAGGCUGAUUGAGAGAUCAGUUAUCCACAGCUGGUGCUGCUAGUUGCAGUGCUUUUCACACGUGGCUGUUCAAAAAUCAGCAUCUGCUACUCUAGAAAUCACUGCCUAAGUAAGUAGGCUGACUUGGUAACAUGAAAGAUUACCAUUGCAUUGGGGAGUGCUCUGGCUGUGGAAGCUUCUGGUAUGGCUUCAUUGCCUGUAUUCUGUGACCCAGUGAUACCCUGCUGCUGUAAUAGCCUUUGAGGGCUGUGGGAAGCCCCACUGCUGCUGUGUUACGCUGAGAGAUCUCAGCAUGGCAAAACUGGGGAAGCACAAAGGUUCCCUAGGGCCAUUUUUUUUGCACACUCCUUGUAGAUGAUACUGUGCUAAUCUUGUCAGUAGUCAAGGACAUAGUUCUGUUAUUUUGUAGCCAUUUUUUGAUAGCUAUAGUUCUACAGAGCAACUCUAGAAGAAUGACAUUUUUGUGUUUUAUAUCUAGAAGUGGAUUUCAUCCUCUCUCCUUGCCCUCAGCUCCUGCUAAUAUAAUAACCAUUAACUAACAAGUUUUUCUUCAUAGUGAAGUAAUCCAAAACAAGCAGUGCACACUAACUCCUAUCAUGCUCCAGGAUGUGCAAAUAUAUUCUAGGAACAGGUACAAUUACAUUUGUUACUGUCCACUACCAAGAGGAAAAGGUGAGAGAAUUGACCCAAAGCAGUUGGGAGAUAACACUGCUGCAGACCAGGCCAAGUAGCUGCUGACACAGCCAGAGUUCCUUUGAGACUACUUAGAUUUCACCAGUGGAGUAGGAGGUGGGAGAAGAAACAUUCUUGUGUUCUCAACUUUCUCCAGAUAAGGCCUUAGUUUGAUUAGUAGUCACUAAUAUCAACUAUGCAGAUAAGUAUUCAUUACAUAUUUAAGUGUUACGUGCGUUCCUUUCCCCAGCUACCCUGUUAACACAUGUUCAAGUUCUACCCAAAGAAAAUGGAAUAUUUUUGGAAUGUCUUUAAAACUCCUUUUGUUAAAGUGAAGAAAGAAAUUUGUAUAUUAAAAAAGAAACCCUCUUGCUGGUGCAACACCUACUGUCAAGCCUCAUGAAGUUGCUUCAUGAGGGAAUCUAAAAUCGCCUCUUGUGACAGGUUUCAGUCUGAGAGCUUUUGGAGUAGUCAGCUCUCAAAAUCGGUUUUAAGAAGUCGUAGUUGAUGUUGUUUAUUAAUGUGCAGAUUGGAUACGGGGAGAAGAUAAUGAGAUCCUGUGUUUCCUUCCACUAUCAGAAGUGAAUUAAAUCAGUUUCUCAGUUAAAUGAAGUUGUUUCUAAACAAGGGCAGGUAUGAGCUACACAGUAGCUGGAUCUUCAAAUAAAAGCAAAAUUGUGAUUCCCCCGCUAUUCCUGACUGAUCUUUUAGUAUUGUUUGUAACUACAAAUAACAGUUUAGCUCAGAGGUGAGAACUGUAGUGUGUGUAUUAUGGCCGGUAAUUCCAUCAUGUAGCAAUUAGUACCAUGUUCUUGCAUUGUUCUCAGAUCUCUGUUGAAAAUAGAUGGAGAAAUACUAUUUUUGGACUACUAUUUAAAAAAAAAAAAAAUACGAAAUUCAUCACUACUAUUUUCUCCAAAAAGUCUACUGAGCAGUUAUAUUUUAGCUGUUAAAUUAGUACCCUUGUUCUGUGAUUUGUCUUUUGUAGCCUUCUUACCAAGGGUUAGAAGCAUUUCACGAGUAAUUACGAGUAAUUCUAGCUUAAAGUCAGGUUGCUUAUAAUAAAAGGGCAUCUGUGAUUAUAACUUCUGGUGAUACGAAAGCACGAUGUUCAGAAUAUUUCAUUGAAGAUACAGGUGUGGAUGCAAGUCCCUGCAGUUCUGCCUGGUGAUGAGGCUGAAUCAAGAGCAGAGCUUUCAAAUAAAUCCCUGCCUACCCAGCUAGUGGCAGCGGGGUCCUCCCACUGACAGAAGUCUAGCCUCUACUCUUUGUUGUCACAUGUAGGAUAUGUACUUUGAGCAAGUUUAAAUAUAAUCAGCUUAACCCCAUCUGACUUGCUGAUCCCCAGGUGAAUGAAGGAAGCUAUGUAAAGUCAACAGCAGAGAAAAUGGUGAGCAAAACAUUUUCCUGCCUUUCUUGGUGUAGCUUGAAACAGUUGGCCACUUGUCUUACAAACAAAACUGGCGUUCUUCAUAGACCUCUGCCCUAAGCAAAGUGGUGCAAGAUGGCAGACCUCUUUGAAUUGGUGAUUCCUGUGAUGUUCUACUCAGUUUAGUGUGAAUUUGCAUUGGAUCACCUUCCUGCUUUUUAAUACUUGCCUAAUUCAGAUCGUAAGGCUUAGUAUCAGAAUUCUCACAGCCAGGUGCUUACCUGGCUUGCUCUCCAGAGAAACUCCCCUGUGAAAUGCUCCCCUCUUGUGACCGCAAGCCUGAACAACCAAACGCAGCUACGGCUGGGUGAUUAGCACCACUUUCUUUUGGAUUUUUAGAGAGGUGUGUUCCACUAACGUCAAGGAAUACUGUGUUUUAAAUGUGUGAUUUCCUUCCUCUCUCCUUAUAAAACUGGACCUGAACACAAGUUUUGAGUUGUUGGUUUUUUUUUUUUUUCGUAAUAAUCUCAGGACCUGAAAGAUUGUAGCAUUUAGUGUGUCUUAAAAAUGAUGUACUGUACCAGCCAUGGAUUUUGUAAAUACACCUGUCUCCCUUUUUUGUAUUUUAAUUUUUAAAAAACGUGUAAGGCUCUUUGCCAGAGGAACUGGUGCCUGCUUAAUUUCCAUCCUGAACUGAAGAGGGAGAAGGAAGAAGCUGCUGCCACAAAAGCCUGCGUUGGUUCCAAACAUGUACAGUUCUGGUCAGUUCAAUGACUAUUAGUUUUUUAAUUGGGAAGCCGGUUUGUUCUCUUGCACAUUCCCAGCUGUGACGGGCAAAGCCCUAUCAGGGAAACUAAUUAAAUCUCUUAUGACUACUCUGUGUUUUCACUCCUUCCAGAUGCUCAGGUUUCCAUCCCUGAGACAGGUGGCAUGUUCAGAAGUCGGGGUUAUUGGGCGUUCUGCAAGAACAGCUGCAGAACGUUUCUUUUCUUAGUGCUUUGGUCCAAACAGGUAGCAGUGUUUGUGUCCUACAAGAAGCCUUGCAGGUGCCACCUGCUUCACCUAUUCCUGGAGGGUUUUUCGCUCUUUUUUUUUUCUUUUCUUUUUUUUUUUUUUUUCCUUCUCCAUUCUGCUUUCCUGAAAGCAGAAGACUUUUUGGCAGCAGUUUUGCUCUGGGCUCCACGUUUAGGCAGCAGGCCCUGUUCUGCAGUAGGAGCCUUACGCAGUUGGGUGUAGCUGUGCCCUGUCCUUGAUGGCGACAGGCUUUUUCAUGAGUGUUUUCUUUUUUAUCUGUUACGUGUCUGUGCUGUAUUAAAUAAAGAGGAAUGUACAUAAGAGCCCUGUCUGUGUGAUUUCUCACAAAAUUAAAGAUGAAAAGCACAUCUCGUAAAGGGCCGUUGCUCUGGGCUUAUUGUGGGAUUUUCCUUUGUUGUGAAUUCGAGCGGGGAGCAUUGUUACGGCUUUCUUGAGCCGACCAACCGCAGAGGGAAAGGACGUCCCGGAGGCCGGCAGCGCUUCAGAACGACACCCCGCCUGGCCCACCGCGCUCCAGAGCCGCAGGCGAACGAAGGCCUAACGGCUCCCAGAAGGCUCCGUGGCAGGGAGGUGGGACGGAGGCCUAGCAGAGAAGGCGGAUGCCCACCAUCUGCAGCUGAGCCGCUUUCAUUACGCAGCGUUCACACCACGCGCUUCGACAUCCAGCCUCGUGACGCAGCGGGUGGGCGGCGGCUGCUUUGCUUCCGGCGCCCCUCAAACCCGUGAUCGCGCGUCGCUCCGCCCAACGGCCGACGGGGGCGCUCGACCUUCGGCAUCUGACCUCUGCUGAUGGGCGGAAAACUGCGCGAGCCGCCCGCUCUCUGAUUGGUCGCUGCGGCGCGUCGCCGGCGGCUGAUUGGCGGAGGGCGAGGAGCGGGAAGAUGGCGGCGCUGGGCUCUCCUCUGCAGACGUUGCGCGGGCUGCUCCGCGAGCUGCGACACGUCAGCGGUCGCGCCUAUCGCGACACGGCAGCCUACCGGCACGUCCUCGCCGCUUUCCGCGCUCACCGGGUGACCAGUGAGAAGCUGUGCCGGGCCCAGCAGGAGCUGCACUUCCAGGCCGCCACCUACCUGUGCCUGCUGCGCAGCGUGCGGCAGCACCAGGCCCUGCAUCGCGAGUACCACGGCCGCGGGGAGCGAUCCCCCGAGGAGGUGGCGGGGCUGGUGGGUUUCAUGUUGCCCCGGCAGCCGGGGGGGAAGGGCUGAGGCCGUCCCGUGCCGCCUGCUGCUCGGUGCCGAAUAAACGCCCUGGGCUGUGGAGCUGC
Phasianus colchicus (ring-necked pheasant) is the source of this 7505-nucleotide messenger RNA. The record is from RefSeq and is a predicted model, not a curated record. Lineage: Eukaryota; Metazoa; Chordata; Aves; Galliformes; Phasianidae.